Molecule: messenger RNA, 4875 nt
Organism: Elephantulus edwardii (Cape elephant shrew)
Lineage: Eukaryota; Metazoa; Chordata; Mammalia; Macroscelidea; Macroscelididae
Gene: FHOD3
Product: formin homology 2 domain containing 3
Exons: 30
Coding region: 1-4875 (1624 amino acids)
Biological process (GO): cardiac myofibril assembly; actin filament network formation; cortical actin cytoskeleton organization
Cellular component (GO): cytoskeleton; cytoplasm
Molecular function (GO): actin filament binding
Source: RefSeq, a predicted model, not a curated record
AUGGCCACGCUGGCCUGCCGGGUGCAGUUCUUGGACGACACGGAUCCUUUCAACAGCACCAACUUCCCCGAGCCCAGCCGGCCGCCGCUGUUCACCUUCCGGGAGGACCUCGCGCUCGGCACCCAACUGGCCGGGGUACACCGGCUGCUGCGGGCGCCGCACAAGCUCGACGACUGCACACUGCAACUCUCCCACAAUGGCGCCUACCUGGAUUUGGAAGCGACACUGGCAGAGCAACGGGACGAGUUAGAAGGCUUCCAGGAUGACACUGGGAGGGUCAAGAAGAACAGCAUUAUCCUAAGGACACAGCUGUCAGUGAGGGUCCAUGCCUGCAUAGAAAAACUGUACAACUCCAGUGGACGAGAUUUAAGAAGGGCUCUUUUCUCUCUGAAGCAAAUAUUCCAGGAUGACAAGGAUCUGGUGCAUGAGUUCGUAGUGGCUGAAGGUCUGACGUGUUUGAUUAAAGUGGGAGCAGAGGCCGAUCAGAACUAUCAGAACUACAUCUUGAGGGCAUUGGGCCAGAUUAUGUUGUAUGUGGAUGGGAUGAAUGGAGUAAUAAACCACAGUGAAACUAUUCAAUGGCUGUACACGCUCAUUGGAUCAAAGUUCCGGCUGGUAGUGAAGACAGCCUUGAAGCUACUGCUUGUCUUUGUGGAGUAUUCGGAGUCGAAUGCACCUCUUUUAAUCGAGGCCGUCUCUGCUGUCGACACCAAAAGAGGAGUCAAACCUUGGUCAAAUAUAAUGGAAAUCCUGGAGGAAAAAGAUGGAGUCGACACCGAGUUGCUGGUUUACGCCAUGACUUUAGUGAACAAGACACUGUCAGGACUGCCAGAUCAAGACACCUUCUACGACGUGGUAGACUGUCUGGAGGAACUGGGGCUCGCGGCUGUGUCCCAGAGGCACUUGAACAAGAAAGGCACUGACCUGGACUUAGUGGAGCAGUUUAACAUUUAUGAGGUGGCACUCAGGCAUGAAGAUGGUGAUGAGACAGUCGAGCUGCCCCCCAGUGGGCGCCGGGACCGGAGGAGAGCCAGCGUGUGCGGCGGCAGCAGCAGCAGCAGCAGCAGCACUGAGCCCCGAGGCCUGGACCGCAGGCGCAGCCGCAGGCACUCGGUACAGAGCAUUAAGAGCACCCUGUCGGCUCCCACCAGCCCCUGCCCCCAGUCGGCUCCUGGCUUCAAGCCUGCAGAGAUUAGGGCUCUUGAGGAGGUGGAGGAGGAGGAAGAAGAAGAACAGCCAGUUACGGAGCCCAGUUCAGAGGAGGAGAGAGAGGACCCUGCUCCCUGUCAGGGCGAGGACAGUGAACCCAGCCUUGCCUCAGAGCAGAUUCCCACGGCAGAGGAUGCUGUUCCCAACAGGCCAACUGCCCCAGGCGAGGCCUCCGUGGAAAAACAGUUUCCAGUCAGCACUGCAGUGGGGGACCCAUCAGGCAGCGAAUCUUCAGGGCCUGAGUCUGCAGUCCCAUCUACUCAGCCUGUCCUGCUGCUGCCUCCAACCCCCUCCCCCAAGUCUACCUCCACCCGUACUGCAGCUGGUCCCCCAAAGGCAUCGCCGGCCAUAGAAAAGCUGCCGUAUGUGCCCCACAGCCCAUUUCACCUCUUCUCCUAUGACUUUGAGGAUUCUCCCUUAUCCACAAAAGCAAAGGAAACAGAGGCUCAGAAGGAAUACAGUUCCUCAGAUUCCGUCCAUUUGAACACAUACUCUUCCUCUGAGCCUUACAACUUCCAGUCUUUCUCUUCUAAUAGAUACAGCAACUUUGGCAACAGCUCGUACCACCCCUCAAAGUCUUCCUCAGGACCCAGUGUGCCCAUCACUCCCACGUCAUCUCUUUCACCCCCACAGGAGCCCCGGCUAGAAAGGUCAUCACCGAGCAGUCUUCUCACGUCCUCCUUCAGGCAGCACCAAGAGUCUUUGGCGGCGGAGAGAGAGCGAAGGCGGCAGGAGCGAGAAGAAAGGCUGCAGCGGAUAGAAAGGGAAGAAAGGAACAAGUUCAGCCGGGAGUAUUUAGACAAAAGGGAAGAGCAAAGACAAGCAAGAGAAGAAAGAUACAAAUACUUGGAGCAGUUGGCAGCCGAGGCACAUGAGAAGGAACAGAGGAGCCGGAGUGCUAGCCGGGGGAGAGCUGACCUCUCCUUGGACCUGACCUCGCCAGCAGCCCCUGCUUCUCCUGCCUCUCUGAGCCACAGCCCUUCAUCUCUCGAUGCACAAGAGGCUCUCACAGUACCAUCCUCCUCCUCGCCAGGAUCCCCUCAGCAUCCGCAAGCAAGUGCUGGGGAUCCUGAGCCCGAAACAGAGGCAGAACGGGAGACCGAAGUGGGGCAGGUUGCUGAUGAGACGAGCCAGAAAAUAACCCCCGUAGAAGCAGAGAGCGAAGCAGAGCAAGUGCUUGAGCAAGAGCCAGAAGAGCGAGCCUCCCUCAGUGAAAAAGAGCGGCAGAACGAGGAGGUGAACGAGAGGGACAACUGCUCCAGCAUCUCGUCCUCCAGCAGCACGUUGGAAAGGGAGGAGAAGGAGGACAAGGUCUCCAGGGACCGAGGAACUGGUUUGUGGUCCUCAGGCUCUCAGGAUGCCGGUGUAAAUGAGCAGUGUGGCGACAUCCUCACCAACAAACGCUUCAUGCUGGACAUGCUGUAUGCCCAUAACAGAAAGCCCGCAGAGGACGAGGAGAAGGCGGAGUGCGAGCCGGGGAGGACUGAGCAGGGGGCCGAGGCAGUAGCCAGCCUCGCGAGCAGGAUAUCCACCCUGCAGGCCCACUCUCAGGCCCAGGACGAGAGCGUCAGGAGGGCCGACAUUGACUCCCUGGACAAUCGGGGCAGCGUGAGAGCCUUUGCUGAGAAGUUCAACAGUGGGGACCUGGGGAAAGGAUCCGUGUCUCCCAGCGAUGAGCCCAGUGACAAGGCUCCUGAGAAAGGCCCAUCGCAGCCGAAGACAGAGUCUGACUACAUCUGGGACCAGCUCAUGGCCAAUCCACGGGAGCUCAGGAUCCAAGACAUGGAUUUCACUGACCUGGGGGAGGAAGAUGACAUCGAUGUCCUGGAUGUGGACCUGGGUCAUAGGGAGACCCCAGGGCCACCUCCCCCACCCCCACCCACCUUCCUAGGCUUGCCACCCCCACCCCCACCCCCUCUGUUGGACAGCGUGCCCCCACCUCCAGUCCCAGGUAAUUUAUUGGCUCCUCCACCAGUGUUCAACGCUCCUCAGGGCUUAGGGUGGCCCCAGGUCCCCAGGGGUCAGCCAGCAUUCACCAAGAAAAAGAAGACCAUCCGACUGUUCUGGAAUGAAGUGCGGCCCUUUGAGUGGCCGUGUAAGAACAACCGGCGCUGCCGAGAAUUCCUGUGGUCGAAACUGGAACCCAUUAAGGUGGACACUUCCAGGCUGGAGCACCUGUUUGAGUCUAAAUCCAAGGAACUGUCUGUCACCAAGAAAACGGCUGCAGAUGGAAAAAGGCAGGAGAUCAUUGUGCUGGACUCCAAGAGGAGCAAUGCUAUUAAUAUCGGUCUGACGGUCCUGCCCCCUCCGAGGACUAUAAAGAUAGCCAUCUUGAACUUCGAUGAGUACGCCUUAAACAAAGAAGGAAUCGAGAAAAUUCUAACCAUGAUUCCCACUGAAGAGGAGAAGCAGAAGAUCCAGGAAGCUCAGCUGGCCAACCCUGACGUGCCUCUGGGCAGCGCGGAGCAAUUCCUCCUCACACUCUCCUCUAUCAGUGAGCUCUCGGCUCGCCUCCAUCUCUGGGCCUUCAAAAUGGAUUAUGAAACUACAGAAAAGGAAGUGGCUGAACCACUUUUGGACCUGAAGGAGGGAAUAGACCAGUUGGAGAACAAUAAAACUUUGGGCUUUAUCCUGUCUACUCUCUUGGCCAUUGGGAAUUUCCUAAAUGGCACGAAUGCCAAAGCGUUUGAGUUGAGCUACCUCGAGAAGGUUCCAGAAGUCAAAGACACCGUGCACAAGCAGUCUCUGCUCCACCACGUGUGCACCAUGGUGGUGGAGAACUUUCCGGACAGCUCCGAUCUGUACUCGGAGAUCGGAGCCAUCACCAGGUCAGCCAAGGUUGACUUUGAUCAACUUCAGGAUAAUUUAUGUCAGAUGGAGAGAAGAUGCAAAGCUUCAUGGGAUCACCUCAAGGCAAUUGCAAAACAUGAAAUGAAACCAAUGUUAAAACAACGAAUGUCAGAGUUCUUAAAAGACUGUGCGGAGCGCAUUAUCAUUUUAAAAAUUGUUCACAGACGAAUAAUUAACAGAUUCCACUCCUUUUUGCUCUUCAUGGGCCACCCGCCCUACGCCAUUCGAGAGGUCAACAUAAACAAGUUCUGCAGGAUCAUCAGCGAGUUUGCACUGGAGUAUCGCACCACCAGGGAGAGGGUUUUGCAGCAGAAACAGAAGCGAGCCAACCACAGAGAGAGGAAUAAGACCAGGGGGAAGAUGAUCACCGAUACUGACGAAGAGGAUGAAGUUGAGUCUGGCAAGUUCCUGGGCAGUUCUCCGGCACCUUCAAGCCAAGCGCAGGGUCUGAGCUACGCUGAAGAUGCAGCCGAGCACGAGAAUAUGAAGGCUGUGCUGAAAACCUCGUCCCCCGCCACCGAGGACGCAGCCCCCGUGCUGGGGAUCCGCACGCGCAGCCGUGCAAGUCGAGGAUCCACUAGUUCGUGGACUAUGGGAAUUGAUGACUCACCCAAUGUCACAGAUGACACAGCUGAUGAGAUCAUGGACCUCAUUGUCAAGUCGGCCACUCAAGUGCCCAGUCAGCGCGUGGUGCCAAGGGAGAGGAAGCGAUCCCGGGCCAACAGGAAAUCUUUACGAAGGACCCUGAAGAGUGGCCUCACCCCUGAAGAAGCCAGAGCCUUGGGCCUGGUGGGCACCUCGGAGCUGCAGCUGUGA